Haemonchus placei is the source of this 141-nucleotide messenger RNA. The record is from the annotation of a GenBank genome assembly. NCBI's taxonomy places the organism in Eukaryota, Metazoa, Nematoda, Chromadorea, Rhabditida, Trichostrongylidae.
AUGCGAAGUAUCGCGCUAUUAGCACUUGUUGCUGCAGUUUUUGGCCAAUAUGCCUCGGCUGGAGGCAUGUCCGGAGGCGGCUACGGAGGCGGUGGCAGUAGCGGAGGCGGCUACGGAGGCGGUGGCGGAGGCGGCUACGGA